AUGAUCAAGCUUCUCCCACCUACGUACAUUGAAGGUUUAAAUUCGUGUUUUAAUACUUGGUUGAGAGAACGUAGAUAUCCAGAUGGUUGGAAAAUAGCCAAGUUCGUUAUACUAAAUAAAUUAAAAGCAGGAACACCUGCAUGUGAUCAGACUCGACCGAUAUCUUUGUUAGCUACACAUUCAAAAAUUUUUGAGGAGGUCAUGUUAGAAAGAGUGAAAAAUUGGGCAGAAGCAAAUCACAUUAUUCCGGACGAACAAUCAGAUUUUAGGUCGAACUGUUUACUGCCUACUCGAGUAUUAUCAAUAUUUCAAGAAGUUAAUUUCGCUGCUAAUAUUCCCACGUUAGCUAUAUUCGUGGAUUAUCAAAAAGCCUAUGACAAUGUAUGGCAUAUGGCUCUUAUUGUAAAACUAUUUAGGUUAGGAAUACCGUUAGGGCUGUUAAAAAUUGUUCAUUCCUGGUUAAGCGAUAGAAAAGCGUAUGUUAUCUUAGGUGAUAUGAGAUCUAAGGCUUUUUAUUUAUACAUAGGUUUGCCACAGGCCAGUAGUUUGAGUCCCGUUUCUAUUCAUUGUUUUUCAUAG
Didymodactylos carnosus is the source of this 579-nucleotide messenger RNA. The record is from the annotation of a GenBank genome assembly. NCBI's taxonomy places the organism in Eukaryota, Metazoa, Rotifera, Eurotatoria, Philodinida, Philodinidae.